CAUGGGCGUCGGGGACAAGCCCUUUGUCAGCGUCCAGGGCCCCAGCCAGGCCCUGCUGAGCAGCCUGCUCACAGGCAGAGCUGCCCGCACCCGUGCCUCGGUAGCUCUUUCUUCCUUCAGCCCCUGGGUUGGGGCCCCAUGCUCUCCACCAGCUGCCACGUCAUCCCCCCUCCCUGGCCCUGCCCCCCUGGGCCUGUUCUGCGAUGCCAGCCCUGUGCCCCCUGCGGCAGGGCACUCCCCUGGGGCCUGCUCGCUGCCAGGGCACCUGGAGGAGGAGGAGUGGGAGCUGGACGUCAAGCACAUCCCCCGCGCGUCCGAGACAGCCGCUGGCUCAGGAGCUGCUCUGGCUCUGGGGGAGCCAUCCCCCAGGGGGGCAGAGUCUCCAGGGGGCACUGCCCCAGUGCAGCGCCGGCCGAGAGACGGCCACACACACCCUGACUUGGCGACCCCGCUCUGACCCUGGCACUGAGAGCUGGGUCUGGAGCCUGCACAGGAAGCUGUUUGCCUCGCGUGGCCAUGUGGGGCAGGAUCGGAGCCCUGGGGCCGCCAGGAAUAGGACAGUCUGAGCCCCUGGCAGACUCCUGGCACCACACCCCACAGGCUUAUCCCCCCGGAUCCUCCCCUUCCCACCCACUGCAUGGAGCCACCAGACAACCUCCAGCCACUGCCCCAUGGGUCCUCCCCUCAUCCUUCAUGGGACUACUAGGGCCCUGUAGCUACCAUGUGGGCUGGGGGAUGGGUAUCAGUGGAGGGCGCGGCGCAGCGCCCCAUGGCCUGAGAGGGGAAGGACAGUGAUGGUGUGGGCAGGAAACCCAUCUGGCCUGGGCUUCAGAGCAGUGGGGCUGGCUUAUACCCUGGGGGUGGCCUGGGACUGCCCCAGCACCUGGAUAGCAUGAGGACCCUGCUCUCAUAGACUCUGAGUGUGCCCACCUCUGGCCCUGCAUACUCACCGAGUCCUACGUGCACGUGCAGAGCAGAGCCCCCAUGAGGAUUGGCACAUACGUGCAUACUGAUCCCUGUCUCACCCAGCUGUGCCUCCACAUGCAACGACCCCUUCACGUGCACACGCCCACGCGCACACAGAUCCCUGUCUCACUCAGCUGUGCCUCCACGUGCAACAACCCCUUCAUGUGCACACGCACACACAGAUCCCUGUCUCACCUAGCCGUGUCUCCACGUGCAACAACCC
Chelonoidis abingdonii (Abingdon island giant tortoise) is the source of this 1189-nucleotide messenger RNA. Its product is annotated as rho guanine nucleotide exchange factor 40-like. The record is from RefSeq and is a predicted model, not a curated record. NCBI's taxonomy places the organism in Eukaryota, Metazoa, Chordata, Testudines, Testudinidae.